Molecule: messenger RNA, 1082 nt
Organism: Lagenorhynchus albirostris (white-beaked dolphin)
Lineage: Eukaryota; Metazoa; Chordata; Mammalia; Artiodactyla; Delphinidae
Gene: CLTA
Product: clathrin light chain A
Exons: 6
Coding region: 120-797 (225 amino acids)
Biological process (GO): clathrin coat assembly; clathrin-dependent endocytosis; intracellular protein transport
Cellular component (GO): plasma membrane; clathrin coat of coated pit; synaptic vesicle membrane
Molecular function (GO): clathrin heavy chain binding; structural molecule activity
Source: RefSeq, a predicted model, not a curated record
CUUCUCCCUCCUCCCGCUUGAUAUCCGUCGCCACCACAGCGGCCGCUGCCGGGCGCGGAGUUGGCUGGUCGGUUGGUGUGUCUCUCAACGUCGGUGACCGUGCUGUUGAACUGCCCGCCAUGGCUGAGUUAGAUCCGUUCGGCGCCCACGCUAGCGGCCCCGCGCUGGGGAACGGAGUGGCCGGCGAAGAGGACCCUGCCGCGGCCUUUUUGGCGCAGCAGGAGAGCGAGAUUGCGGGCAUAGAGAACGACGAGGCCUUCGCUAUCCUGGACGGCGGCGCCCACGGGCCCCAGCCGCACGGCGAGCCGCCGGGGGGUCCGGAUGCUGUUGAAGGAAUCAUGAAUGGCGAAUACUACCAGGAGAGUAAUGGGCCAACAGACAGUUAUGCAGCUAUUUCACAAGUGGAUCGAUUGCAGUCAGAGCCUGAAAGUAUCCGUAAAUGGAGAGAAGAGCAAACGGAACGCUUGGAAGCCCUUGAUGCCAAUUCUCGGAAGCAGGAAGCAGAGUGGAAAGAAAAAGCAAUAAAGGAGCUGGAUGAGUGGUAUGCGAGGCAGGACGAGCAGCUACAGAAGACGAAAGCGAAUAACAGCACAAACAUAAACCAUCCUUGCUACAGCCUAGAACAGGCAGCAGAAGAAGCCUUUGUAAAUGACAUUGAAGAGUCGUCCCCAGGCACUGAGUGGGAGCGGGUGGCCCGGCUGUGUGACUUUAACCCCAAGUCCAGCAAGCAGGCCAAAGAUGUCUCCCGCAUGCGUUCUGUCCUCAUCUCCCUCAAGCAGGCCCCCCUGGUGCACUGAAGAGCCGCCCUGUGGAAACACUACAUCUGCAAUAUCUUAAUCCUACUCAGUGAAGCUCUUCACGGUAAUUGGAUUAAUUAUGUUGAGUUCUUUUGGACCAAACCUUUUGUCUUUAGAGUUGAUCAUUGUUUGUGAUUGCAUGUUUCCUUCAACUGUGUUGUCCCUGGCAUUCAAAGAGGAGGGGAGGUGGCGGAGGAAGGGAGGGGAAGCCUCCCAAUGGCAGCCUCAACCUAUGCUUUCGUGCGUUACUCUGAGAAUAAAUUUCUGUUUCAGACAAUAAACAAA